This is a messenger RNA of Neurospora hispaniola, 1431 nucleotides long. RefSeq lists its product as uncharacterized. NCBI's taxonomy places the organism in Eukaryota, Fungi, Ascomycota, Sordariomycetes, Sordariales, Sordariaceae. Gene Ontology annotation, molecular function: protein dimerization activity. The record is from RefSeq and is a predicted model, not a curated record. The transcript has a single exon. Bases 1 to 1431 code for a protein of 476 amino acids.
AUGCAUUUUCAGGAGAUGAUGACCGAAGUACCCUCAGCCUUCAGUCUCGGCAGCGGUCCGAAAAGUCUUGGCAUACCCGAACACGCCACUUACUCCGAAAAUCAAACCACUUCAAUCCAUACCACACACCAGCGGAGCGGGCCGAGCUUACCCUAUCUGAACUUCGCCUCUUCAGCCCGGCAAACCACGCUUGCAGCUUCUCCAAGUUUCCCUGUAACGACAGCGUCAUAUCACGUUUCGACUCCUGAGAAUCCCACGCAGCCUCCUUACUAUCAGCAAGGGGCUGGGUGGGAGCAACAACAACUACCAUCCACGAGCGCCGCCGCUCUGUACAACCGCGAACACACGGCAGUUCCAGCACCUCCGGCUUUGACACCCUACGAAUUUGCGCCUUCGCAUGAUAUUUCGGGUUCUUGCCUUGGUGACGGUAGCACUUACGGAUCGCCACCUGUUGUCCAGAGUCCAAUACAGCCCGGGUUUGGGUUCUUGUGGGCGAACGGUCACCCGCCUAACAGCGUUGGAUCGAACACGCCUUCUCAAAGAGCUAUAGCAUCACCGACUGCGAGAACGUUCGAAUCCAUCAGCGCGCCAUCCGACACUGGAUUUUCGGAUCACUCGGACGGCGUCACUUAUGCAAACAUUGAUGAGAGAGCCAAUCACCAGCAGCAGCAGCAGCAGCAGCAACAGCCGCAGCAACAUCGAUGGGUCCAAACUACUACCGUGUCAAUGGAAGGAUGCAACAAGAGCGAGGACGGUCCGUGGAAUACCGGCGAAAAGAAGGCCUUUGGCCAAAUCAUGACACCGAUAUCUUGCGGGUCACCGUUCAACGCAGCCGCAGCAGUGCCAGCAGUACCAGGAGGUGCUGCUAAGGCCGCGAAAGGGACCGCGUCUGCGACUGCCGCCUUGAGCAAGAACAAAGGAAAACUGCGAAGCGCCUCACGGGCUCCCAAGAACAUCCAACCGCGACCGGAAGAGACGCCGGAAGAGCGAAAGUCGCGCAACUCGCAUAAUUUGGUGGAAAAGCAGUACCGCAACCGACUCAAUGCCCAGUUUGAGAGGCUCCUGGCUGUCCUCCCGGACUCAGUGCGCUCAUCGAUGACCAUGAUCGGCGGCGGUGGCGGGGACCCGGACGGCGUCAACGGCAAUGGUGGUGGUAGCGUUAUACCGGGCCAACACCCUUCGCUUGACUUUAGUAUUGAACGACGUCUGAGCAAGGCCGAGGUGUUGGAUAUGUCGAGGCGGUACAUACUAUCGUUGGAGAAGGAACGGGAUACUCUUGAGAAGGAAAAGGUACAGUUGAUGCAUAGCAUUGAUCAACUGAGGCAAGGCCAUGGUCAUCCCAGCCACGGUGGCCAUGCUGGUGCUAUGUACAUGGUGGAUAGGAACGGAAUACCGAUAGGGCAUGGGCAUAUGAGAGGAGUUGGAGGUUGA